CUUCCAUUCAAACAAAACUAAAACCUUUGCUCUGUUUGCCAUAAAGCUCGGAGAGACCGAGAGAGGAAAGUCAUGGCUCAGGAUCAAGUCAACACUGACCUCCAGAUGCCUGGAGAUAAAAUAAAACUUGAGUUGAAGCUCCUGAUGGCCUACACCUACAAGAGACGGCCUACAGACACCCGCCUGCAGCAGAUCAUCCAGCAGAAAGAACACAUUAAAUCAAGGGUGUCCCGCAAAAAGAAGAAGAUCUCAUUCUUGAAGUGCUGUAAACCACAGACGGAUGAUGAUGACGAUCGUCCUGCACCACAGCCUGCGACUCUGCAAGACUGUGUAGAUGUGAAAGUGGCUGAGAUGGAGAAGGUGGCUAGCGUACUGACGGAGAUCUCAGACUCUUUGGACAUCCAGAGUGACAUCGCUGCAGACGGCGAUGAUGAAAAUGGGGAUGUAGUAAAACAGCUGGCAGACAUGCUGCGAACACACGGAGAUGAUCUGGAUAAAAAGAUUAAAGAGAACACAAGGUUGAGUCAAAUACUGCAGUCCUCCUUCGGGUACUCGUUCUUCCAGAAAGUUCUGGAGUCUUUCUGUAGAAGUGUGUCUUCAGAUGUUCCUCCUCCACAGCAGGAAGAUGAGAAGAUGAACGUGGCUCUGAUCUGUGAAGCCACCAGUCUGCUCUCCUCCAUGAGUUUACAUCCCAUGAACCAUGUGCUGGGCUUCGGCGCCCACUACCUGCACGAGAAAUACCCCACAUGGGUCAGCAGAAACAUGCAGCUAAGCAAUGGAGAAGUUGCAGAUGAAUUGAAAGAGGAAGUGCAUUGAGUUGUUCUCAUAUCACAGACAUCAUUCUCAGGGGCACGGUCACUUUAUUUACCAUUAAAAAGGAAAUUAUUGAUGGCUACAGCUGGAGCCUAAUCUGCCAUCUUUCCCACAAGAUCAUCUCAGGCGAGAGUUUACAGAGCCAAAUGUAAACUGAUGUUUGGAAAGUGUCUUAAAACAUACUGCCUUAACAUCAGUCUGUACUGUAAAAUGCAUACGUUUACAUGUUAAGACAAGGAAAUGAUCAUUCAUGUGAAGGCUUAUUGUUAAUUAUGCUUCUAUUUUGCUCAAAUGUUUUGCUUUACUUGUUUUCCGGGAUUCAAGAUAUUUAUUUUCAUAAUCGCUUUAAGCGUAUUGUUGUUUUUUAAGAGAAUUUGUGUAAUAUAUGU
Molecule: messenger RNA, 1202 nt
Organism: Danio aesculapii
Lineage: Eukaryota; Metazoa; Chordata; Actinopteri; Cypriniformes; Danionidae
Exons: 5
Coding region: 73-816 (247 amino acids)
Biological process (GO): regulation of apoptotic process
Source: RefSeq, a predicted model, not a curated record